GUCAUCUUCUCCGGUAUCCAACCAACGAGUAAGCCUCAUAUCGGCAAUUAUUUAGGAGCGAUCAAAAGAUGGAUUGAAUUACAAGACACUCCUGCUCAACUCAUAUACUGUAUAGUCGAUUUACAUGCUCUCACUUCAGUUUAUCAAAAUCCCGACUCUGUAUCUUAUACCAUAAAGGAAUUGACACUCAGUUUAUUAGCGUGUGGUUUAGAUCCCACAAGGUGUAUCUUAUUCCAGCAAUCUCAGAUCCCUCAGCAUGCAGAAUUAAGCUGGAUGUUAUCCUGCUUAACACCUAUCGGAUGGCUAACACGUAUGACACAAUGGAAAAGCCAGGGGCUGUCAAAUAAUAACGUACAUGUUGGUAUGCUAACCUAUCCUGUUUUAAUGGCCGCGGAUAUUCUACUUUACAAGACAACGCACGUACCUGUAGGAGAUGAUCAAGUACAACACUUGGAAUUAACCAAAACUUUAGUCAGAACCUUCAAUAAACGUUACGAUUGCCAAUAUUUAACGUCACCAAAUGUUAUUAUGGGUGAUGUCCCUAGGGUUAAAAAUUUGCGAUCACCUGAUCAAAAAAUGAGUAAAUCAGACAAAUCUAUUUUGAGCAGAAUAGAGUUAACGGAUCAACCUGAUGAAAUACGAAAUAAGAUUAAAAGAGCUGUAACUGAUUCCAACUCUGCUAUAAGUUAUGAUCCGGAUCUUAGACCUGGUGUCUCAAAUCUUGUUACACUAUUUUCUGCAUUUAAUCAAUGCACCGUUGAAGAAACAUGCAAGCAAUUUGAAGGUUCAAAUACAGAACAAUUUAAGGAAGCUUUAGCCGAUGUCAUUAUCACUUGUUUAAAACCAAUCAGAGAGGCUGCAUACAAAUUACAAAAUGAACAUGGCUAUAUCGAUUUGGUACUAAAAGAAGGACGUGAAAAGGCUCUAGAAAUUGCUGCAAAUAAUAUGAAUAAAAUAAAAUCCAUCAUAUUAGAUUAUAGCACCAAGUAA
Trichoplax adhaerens is the source of this 990-nucleotide messenger RNA. RefSeq lists its product as uncharacterized. The transcript has 6 exons. Gene Ontology annotation, molecular function: tryptophan-tRNA ligase activity; ATP binding. NCBI's taxonomy places the organism in Eukaryota, Metazoa, Placozoa, Uniplacotomia, Trichoplacea, Trichoplacidae. The annotation marks the transcript as partial. The record is from RefSeq and is a predicted model, not a curated record. Gene Ontology annotation, biological process: mitochondrial tryptophanyl-tRNA aminoacylation. Gene Ontology annotation, cellular component: mitochondrial matrix; mitochondrion.